Molecule: messenger RNA, 2253 nt
Organism: Eruca vesicaria subsp. sativa (arugula)
Lineage: Eukaryota; Viridiplantae; Streptophyta; Magnoliopsida; Brassicales; Brassicaceae
Source: the annotation of a GenBank genome assembly
AAAAGGUCUCGGUCUUCGUCAUAUACCCAAUCUCCAACGUUCUCUCGUUUAUCUUUUUAUUUUCAAAAAUGUCGCCGUCCUUUUCCUCCGGCCAUUUCUCCGUCGCUCUCUUCCUCGUUAUCUCCGCCGUUCCCAUCUCUUACAUCAUUUCCCUCGAGCGAGCCGUUCCCUCCACGCACGUGUUCUCUUACCAGAGCUCUGGCUUCUUCCGGGAGUGCGCUAAAUGGGACGACGUUGGUCGGAGAUUCCUCGUCUCUUUCAUGGACGGAGGCGGAAUCGGAGAGGUCGUUCCUUCCGACGGCAACAGCGACGUUCUCAAGGAAGUCACUUUGGUCAAAGACGUUGACCUCGCCGGAAACGCUUCACUAGGAAUCGUUAUCGACCGCGACAGGAACCGUCUCCUCGUCGCUGUCGCAGAUUUGCUUGGGAAUCGUUAUAGCGCUUUAGCUGCUUAUGAUAUGUCCACGUGGCGCCGUGUCUUCCUCGCUGAGCUUAGCGGCCAGAGUAAAGAGAAAUCAUUUGCAGACGAUGUAGCUGUUGAUGCACAAGGCAAUGCUUAUGUUACCGAUGCAAAAGGUAGUAAAAUCUGGAAAGUUGAUGUUAAUGGAGAGCUUGUGUCAACCAUUGAGAGCCCUCUCUUCACUCCAUCUGGGUGGUACAAUAACCUUGUCGCUCUUAACGGCAUUGUUUAUCACCCUGAUGGUUUCCUUAUAGCCAUCCACACUUUCUCCGGUUUACUAUACAAAAUCGAUCUGACUGCUGAUGUGGGAGAGAGUAAUAAGGUCACUGUCAUUGAAGUUACUGGUGGGACGUUGAGGUUUGGUGAUGGGCUUGAGUUGUUGUCUCCUACUAAGAUUGUUGUUGCAGGGAGUCCUUCUGCGAAAUUGGUUGAGAGCUCGGAUGGGUGGAGGACAGCUACUGUGACAGGUUGGUUCAGUACCGGUAUGAUUCACCGGAUAGUCUCGUCGGCUACUGUGAAGGAAGGAAGAGUUUAUUUAAACCACAUUGUUGGGUUUGGUUCUAAGAAGAGACAUAUACUAGUGGAAGCUGUGUUUUAGACUCUGUUUAGUGUUAAUCUCUCUUAGUAUUAAGUUGUGUGUGCUAAUGGUCUUUUUAAUGAUUCUUAUUGGAAUGUGGUGUAAAGGCUCUCUUUAUCAAAUUUCAUUCAAUCUAUAGAAUUAGAUAAGCAAUCAUAACAUCAUUUGCAUUACAAAUAUCAGCUUGAACCCAAAAAAAUGCAUUCCGCUAGUGACAUUAUAACCAAUGGUUACUUACACUUUAGUGUCACCUUCAUCGUCAUAAUGAACAAGAGAAGCUGUAGAAACAGGAGCAGCACUAGCAAUUCCACGUGGACUUCUUCUACUUCCUUGUUCAAAAAGCAAUACCAUUCCAAACCAUAAAGACCCUUUAACGAUCCUAACCAUACCGAUCGUUACAACCAUAUAGUAUAACCACCAAUUCACAAAAUCAACAGUUCCCACUUCAAAACCAACGUUAACAUUACCAUGGAUUGGUAAUAACAACAACAAUGCUCUUUUAGCCUCUGCCACACCAACCAAAGCCUCUACCUCAUCUCGAAGCUUCCACCACCACAACGUCCCACAGCUCACUGCCAAAGCCACUCUCUCCACCACCGUCUCUUCUCUCCGGUGAUGACAUGCGUCUCCUCCGAUCAACGUGCUGUCCACCACCGGUCUCACAAUCACCCUACACCACAGAAGCAUUACCUCAUGAAGACCAAAGAAAAACACUAGCCUGCUCAAGAAGUUACGUUCGCUCCCGAUUAUUAAACCGUCCGAGUUGGUUCCUUCGAGGCCUAAACCGACGGAGAUUUGAACAAGGAAAAGCGUGAGCCACGCGAUGCUGACAUGUGGAAUAAAGGGAAUGGACCGGUUAGGAUCUGUUGAUGUGAUCUUUGUGGUCAGACCAAGAACUAGUGUAUAAACGCUUAUUAACGAAACAACCGCAUAUAAGAUCGACGGGUUCGUGUAAUGAAAUAUAGAGAAGAAGAAAGAUGAAUCCGUUUGAGGAGGAGACUUGAUCAAGGAGAAGAGGAAGGAAGCUGAUGAGAGACGGCUAAGAAGAAGGAAAGAGAGAGGAAGGAGGAGGCUGAGGAGAGUUGUUGUCACUAGCCGGAAAGGCUUAACCACCAGCUGCUCCGCCUCUCUCCGCCACUUUCCACCGCCGGCCAUACUCAUAUUUAUCUAAAGUGAAAGAAGGUUGAGAAGUUAAGAAAUAUAAAGCUAGUUUUUG